Pseudoliparis swirei is the source of this 3423-nucleotide messenger RNA. It is a transcript of the gene veph1, whose product is annotated as ventricular zone expressed PH domain-containing 1. The coding region runs from base 608 to 2977 and encodes 789 amino acids. The transcript is spliced from 15 exons. Gene Ontology annotation, molecular function: phosphatidylinositol-5-phosphate binding. Gene Ontology annotation, cellular component: plasma membrane. Gene Ontology annotation, biological process: regulation of signal transduction. The record is from RefSeq and is a predicted model, not a curated record. NCBI's taxonomy places the organism in Eukaryota, Metazoa, Chordata, Actinopteri, Perciformes, Liparidae.
CGUCACAUGCAUUUUAUUUGUGAAAUCUAAAUCGGAAUACACGUGGGAAGCGGGCAGGUGGAUCGCAGAGGGCUUUUCGUGAGUUGUCGCCAAAGGAACUGAAUGCAAUAUAGUUGCUAAUUUGUAUAUGCCAACUACACAUAUUGCCCUCAAACGAUACACUGUAGAGUGCUCUGAUGUAGAAAGCCCUCUUCAGAAUAUGCCUUGUCUCCAUGGUAACGGACAUCAGGCAGACCCAGGAAAACAUCCACAUAACCAACCUGAUCCUGGACUGUACUGAAGAGGAUUGUACCACACAUUCACACAAUGAAGCAUUCUUAAAAAUAUGACCACUGUUCUGCUGUUACUCCAUGAAGUUAUUUGACCAAUUCCAGGAAGAUCACAGGAGUCAAAGGGCCUAAAAUAUUGCUCGAAAAAACUUUAACUUUAGGAUCACAAUGCAAAGGACUUUGUAUUCUCUCUAAAUGGUUCCCUAAAACCAGGAGGAAAACUUCAUUCAAAAGGUUAGCUUUUCCUUGAUCCUUAUAUCAGGGAUAUAUUCAUUCACAAUCAAGGCUUCUUAAACUGGGCAGCACCAAUCCCAUACUCGUCUGAAACCAGCACCAGGAUGCACCAGCUGUUCAGCCAGGUGCUGGACCAGAGGGAUCUGUCCAGGGCAGGGGACCUGUUUUCUCUGGAGGACACAGCGAUCGAAGCAUGUCUGUCUCAGGCUCUGGACCAGAUCAAGGCUAUCUCCUGCUCACAGGACUAUUUGACCAAUGACAACGACCAGGCGGUGGUGGAGAUUUGCAUAACGCGCGUCACCACGGCCAUCAGGGAGACGGGCUCCAUCGAGCGCCACAGCACGGCGCUGGUGGGGCUGUGGGAGUCGUGUCUCGAACACAACCUCACCCCGCAAGGUGAAAACACAGAGGACACACCGCACACCAAGAUCGCCUCGGACAUCACCAGCUGUAUCCUGCAGAACUACAGCUGUCCCUCGGUCAUGGUGCUGGCCGUCCCGGUGGCGGUGCGGUUCCUGCAGAGCGGGAACCGGGAGCUGAGCAGGAACAUGUCCAGUUAUCUCUCCCUGGCUGCGAUCGCCAAGGCUGAUCUGCUGGCGGAGCACACGGAGGCCAUCGCGCUCAAUGUGCUGGGAGGUAACCACAUGCUAUUACGAGUGUUGCCCUCGGUCUACCCCAGACAACCAGAUACCAUCCACUGUCACCUAGGCAACCUCACUGCGAUGAUGUCACAGCUGGAGUCCCCAGAGCAACAACACCUAAUCCGACUCAUUCAAAUUGUUGCGGAGCAACAUCCACUGAUGUUGAGCCCUCAGGUGCCCACGCUCGUCGGUUACCUAGGAGACCAAUCCCUGACUGAGGCCCUGCUGGGCGCGCUCGUGGACGUGUCACAGGCCAGCCCUUCUUCACUGGUCAGCUUUCUGCCGACGCUGAGGAUUGUGGGACAACAAAGCCCUGCUCUCUUGGGGCACGUGGCCAAAAUCCACGGUGCCGUGGGCAUCAUCAGUGAGACUCAUGCCCGCAGCGUGUUGGUCUACCUGGUGUCCUGCCUGGGCAGCAUGGACCACAGCUUUCACCACACGCUGCUGCUGCAGAUCAGAGCGCUCACCGACCGCUACCCGUCUGUACUGGGAGGCUGCGGCAAAGACAUCUACAGGAUGAGCAACUCGUUCACGGCGAUAGCCCGACUGCUGGGGAGACGGCUGGAGGAGAGCACGGCCACGCUCGGCAGGGCGGAUGAGGCGUGCCCGCCGUCUCCUCGUGCAUAUCUUCCCGGGGGAGGUCGGGGGUCAGAGCAGCGGCUGCAGGUAAAGAUCCAGGCCUUUGAGAAGAAGAUGGGGGAGGAGAGGGGAGAGGAGGGGGAGGUGGAGGAGGACUCUCCCGCCCCCCAACGCCGCUACAGCCUGAGCCAAGCCGGCAGGGAGGAGAGACGGGAAAUGCGCUUCAACAGGUCCAAGAGCCUGGCCCUCCACGCCGCGCGAUCGCGCUCCAUCAACUCGGACACUGGGGAGGACUCUGAGGGCUCGGAGCCCAGCCCGGACAACACCUUCUCCAACACACUCGUGAUCUCGCAGAACCAGGAAGCGACGCCGCCUGUCGAGAGGAAACCGAAGGGCGACGCCUCGAUGGCCGUCCCAGCUGCCCUGGACAGAGCGGCCAAAGAGGCCGAGGGAGGUGAAAGCAGAGGGGAGGAGGAGCGCGAGGACGCGGACAGACUCUUCGUCCAUUUCAGAGACAAUAUCGAGGCCAUCAAGGAGUUCUGUCGAGACACGGUGCAGCAGAUCCCCAUCCCAGAGCAGUGUGCGAUAGAAGAUUCAGAUCGAGGAUGUGUGGCCAAGCUGUCGUUCUCCUGUCCUCUGAAGGGCCACUACUGCCUGUACGCCAAGUCCUGCUUCAACCUGACCAGCCGACAGCCGCACCUCUGGAUGCACAUCAUGCUGCUCCACCUACAGAGUAAGUCCAGAGUCGCUCUGUGCUCCAAGGAUGAGUGUGUCCAGAGGCUUGCCACCCUUUGGGAGAAGACGCAGCUAAAAGGAGCUCACAGCUUCCCCAUGGCUAUGACACAGAACACCACGCCACACAGGAAGGACCUGGACCGUCUCCAGACUCAGCUGGAGGAGGUGCGUUUCUUUGACCUGUUUGGCUACAGUGAGGAAGAGGAAGGGUGGCUUUGCUUCAUGUGUAACAAUCCUGAGAAGGCCACAGUUGUGAACCAGGAGGGACAGCCUCUGAUCGAGGGGAAGCUAAAGGAGAAGCAGGUCCGCUGGAAGUUCAUCAAGCGCUGGAAAACCCGUUACUUCACCCUGGCAGGAAACCAGCUCCUCUUCCGGAGAGGAAAAUCAAAAGAUGAGCUGGAUGACAUCCCCAUUGAGCUGAGCAAAGUGCAAAGUGUCAAGGUGGUAGCCAAGAAGCGCGUGAUCGGGGGCUGCCACGGGCCUUUGAGAUCUUCACGGACAGUAAGACCUACGUGCUGAAAGCUGAGGAUGAGAAGCACGCUGAGGAGUGGCUGCAAUGCAUCAACGUGGCCGUGGCCCAGGCCAGAGAGAGGGAGAACAGGGAGGCGACCACCUACCUGUGAGAGCUUCACGAAGGAGGACACAGACAGGACUUUACUGUUGAUAAUACACACACAGAUAUACCUACACUGAGUCAUAUUUUGUUUUGCUGCAGGCAAACAUUUUCACUGCCACGACUCUAACUUUGUGUCUGGAUAGGUGGCCAAAACAACUUUUUAUUCAGAAAUAAAAUGUUAUAUUAGCCAGCCAUGAUGUGAAUCCAAUUAGAAUGAAGGCUGUCACUGUCCCUCGCUGUUACUAAUGCACUCACUGAUGUAUUUUCAGCUGUGGACCAUCUUAAAUUGAUGUUCCGGUAUAUAAAUGUACAUUAAUGUUACAGUGUUAAAGUUUGAAGUUGCACCGGA